ACUACAUGAAGCUGCUCUGUGUGGAAAGACGGAAGCCGUUAGACUCCUACUGGACAGUGGUAUAGGUGCGGGGGUUCGGAACACUCUGUGUCAGACAGCGCUGGACAUCGUUAACCAGUUCACCACCACAACACACAGAGACAUCAAGCAGAUGUUACGAGAGGCCUCUGCUGCUAUGCAGGUUCGCGCUCUAAAGGACUACUGCAACAACUACGACCUGACGAGCCUGAACAUCAAGAUGGGAGACAUCAUUACAGUCCUGGAGCAGCAUGCUGACGGUCGCUGGAAAGGCUGUAUCCAUGACAACAGAACAGGAAAUGACCGUGUGGGAUACUUCCCCUCAAACAUGGUGGAAGUUAUCAAGAGACCAGGUUCUCGUGGUCAGCAUGUCAGUUCUCCUCAUGGCUCUCCAACUCUGAGUGGACAUCACAGCAGCAGCAACGAAGAGGUCUGGGUACUACGCAAACCUGGAGGAGGUGGUAGUACUGGCAGCUUGAGUGGUCGUUCCUCCUCUAGUGGCCAGAGUUCUAAUGCCAACGCCCACCUGACCUCUGUUGCUACGGUACCCACAACACCUGUUCCUGCCACACCCCCUACGCCAGAGUCCCCAUCUCACACAAACACCAACACACAUGGACUCAAUGUGCCAGGGCUGCACGCACAGGCAGAGGGAGUCAAGCUGUUGGCCACAGUGCUCUCCCAGUCUGCCAAAGCCAAGGAACUGCUGCAAUCUCGCUCCCUGGAACAGCAAGGAUCUGUGUCCACACCUCCAGAGGGUGUGCCAGCUCCUGCUCGACAGUUUGUGGAUCCACUUCUACAGCGGAAGGAGGAGGCUUCAGCUGAGAGCAAGAACACAGAGGCGGUCAUUGAUUGGCUGACAGGAUUCCAGCUGCAGUUCUACGCCACCAACUUCCUGACGGCCGGAUACGACCUCCCCACCAUCAGACACAUGACCCAGGAGGACCUGAGCGCCAUCGGCGUGUCCAAGCCGGGUCACCGUAAGAAACUCGUGUCUGAAAUUUCCAAACUCCACGAUGACCCUCAAGACACUACAGACAAGAAGCCGGCCACCCUGUCGGAGUGGUUGUCCGCUAUUGGCUUGUGUCAGCAUUACCAGACGCUGGUUACCAACGGAUACGAGACUCUGGAGUUCAUCAAGGACAUUACACAGGAAGACAUGAAGGAAAUAGGCAUCACCAAACUAGCUGACGCUGCCCUCUGCUGGUCAGACGGUGACGCGCAGCAGCAGCGCAACUCUCCACCAAUCAGGGCUCAGGAGCUCCACUCUGGACCAAUCACAGCAGGUUUGCACUGA
This is a messenger RNA of Engraulis encrasicolus (European anchovy), 1315 nucleotides long. Its product is annotated as caskin-1-like. The record is from RefSeq and is a predicted model, not a curated record. Gene Ontology annotation, molecular function: protein binding. NCBI's taxonomy places the organism in Eukaryota, Metazoa, Chordata, Actinopteri, Clupeiformes, Engraulidae. The transcript has 12 exons. Bases 152 to 1315 code for a protein of 387 amino acids.